Molecule: messenger RNA, 1680 nt
Organism: Aspergillus puulaauensis
Lineage: Eukaryota; Fungi; Ascomycota; Eurotiomycetes; Eurotiales; Aspergillaceae
Product: putative lysophospholipase
Exons: 3
Coding region: 1-1680 (559 amino acids)
Molecular function (GO): asparaginase activity; protein binding
Source: RefSeq, a predicted model, not a curated record
AUGGUUGCCGCCGAUGAUUUCAUCCCCGAGCUGGCUGAGGGCCAGACGGAACAGCCAGUCCCCGAGUCGCGGGUAUUGAUUAUCAUGACUGGUGGUACAAUUUGCAUGCAACCAUCGCCAGUGGGGCUGGUACCUGCUCGAGACUUCCAGGAGCAAUGCUUAGCGCGGGUGCCUACGUUCAACGAUGGAUCACACUCGACAAUGAUGGAUGUUGUGGCCAACGACGCGGGGGAGAUCAAAGGCCAUCCAAGCCUGCGAACCCCAAUGACGGCAUAUGGCCGACGAGUGAGGUAUACCGUCUUUGAAUUCGAUGAACUACUGGACAGUAGCUCUAUCGAUGCCAAGGGUUGGGCUCAAAUUGCGCAAACCAUUGAGCGAAACUACACAUAUUUCGAUGGGUUUGUUGUGCUCCAUGGGACAGACAGUCUGGCGUAUACCUGCUCCGCACUGAGCUUUAUGCUCAAAAAUCUCGGAAAGCCUGUGAUUGUCACUGGAGCACAGGCUCCAAUGCUUGAGCUACAGAACGAUGCUACAGAUAACCUUCUGGGGUCGCUGGUUGUGGCUGGCCACUUCAUGAUUCCUGAGGUCUGCCUGUAUUUCAACAACAAAUUGUUUCGUGGCAACCGGUCCACCAAGGUAGCGGCAAGCGACUUCAAUGCGUUUAAUUCGCCCAAUUGCGCGCCGCUGGCUGUGACAACAUCGAUGCGCACAAAUGUCAACUGGGAAAUUGUAAACCGGCCUAAAAGCCUCGAGCACUUUAGCAUCCAAACUAACCUAGACACCACCCAUGUCGCGUGCCUCCGCAUCUUCCCGGGUAUCAAGCCAGAGAUGGUGGAUGCAGUAUUGAAACUAGAUGGUCUUCGUGGCCUGGUCUUGGAAACAUUUGGCGCAGGAAAUGCACCUCACGGUCAAGACAAUGCCAUGACCAAGGUCUUUGCUGACGCGAUUUCUCGAGGAAUUGUCAUUGUCAACAUCACCCAAUGUCUGACUGGCAGUGUCAGCGCAGUUUAUGCUACUGGAAUGAGCCUGUCCAAGGCUGGGGUAGUUGCAGGGUUGGACAUGACUACAGAAGCAGCACUGACCAAGCUUGCCUACCUGCUUGCGCUCCCGGGGGCAACACCCAAGGUGGUAGCAAACAACAUGUCUCUGUCGCUUCGUGGCGAAUUGACAGAGUCGUCGCAGCCAGUGUUCCGCCAUCCAGAUGGAGCUCUGCCCGAGAGAGUCCAGGCGCUCACAGUCCUGGGGUACGCUAUCGCCCAGGGGGACCUUGCUCGGGUUGAGGAAAUUGUAAAGAGCGAGCACCAUUGGUUGCUGAACGAUGCCGACUAUUCCGGAAAUACUCCAGUGCAUCUUGCAGCAACAUCACCAUCGGUCGAUAUUCUGCGGUUCCUGCUCCUUCAGGGCGGGUCUGUGCAUCUACGAAACCGCAAUGGACGCACCCCGCUUUUCCUGGCGGCUAACGCUGGGCUGUCAGAACACGUUCAUCUGCUUCGCAAAUCGGGAGCGCAUUUACACUCAGACGAGCGGACAGCAGCGCAGCUCCUCGCCCGACGGCGGCCUGGAACCUGGGGCCUGGCGGGCAUUGGGCCACGUGAAAUCAGUGACAGGGAGAUGGAGGAGGCAGGCGAUAGGUACCGCGCGGGGUCGUCGCACUGGCCGAUGGCGGGAUCAGCACCUUGA